AUGUCCAAUCAACCUUCCAGCACGGCGCGCCUGAGCACCAGCGAUCGACGCCGGCUUGUCAGCCUGUCUGCUGAGAAGUGCCUUGCUACCAACGGGCACGUCGCUGCUGCUCGUCGCUGCCACCUCCACACACCAGGAAGUGUCAACUGGUGCAGGUGGCGAGGCCCUAUUGGUGGAUACCUUGAGGAAUUUUCUAAAACCCACCUAUCGGAGACGAGUUGCUCUGGUGAGUGUGAUGGUGAUGAGUGUUAA
Molecule: messenger RNA, 252 nt
Organism: Closterium sp. NIES-65
Lineage: Eukaryota; Viridiplantae; Streptophyta; Zygnematophyceae; Desmidiales; Closteriaceae
Source: the annotation of a GenBank genome assembly